GAUCCCCAGGUGACCCAGCCUCUAGCUGCACCCUCCACCCUGCAGUCCCUCAGCCACGCUCCUGCUGCCCCUCCUUUCUCCUUCCAGAUGCCCAGUCUCCUGGUGCUGGCACUGCCCCUCCUGGUGAGCCUGGUCCACUCAGCCCCUGCCCCAGGUCAGGCCUUGGAACGAGCAGGCAUCGUAGGGGGGCAUGAGGCCCCUGGGAGCAGGUGGCCCUGGCAGGUGAGCCUGAGAUCAGCUAUGCAGUCCUGGCAACACAUCUGCGGGGGCUCCCUGAUCCACCCCCAGUGGGUGCUGACCGCGGCACACUGCAUCGGACCGGAAAUGGUAUACCCCCGCAUGGUUCAGGGUGGUGGGCCGCCUCUCCCCUGCAGCCCCAACCUUCGGGGUCAUGAAGCCAAGUCUGACCACUCCCUCCCCUCGCAGGGUGACUCUGGAGGGCCCCUGGUCUGCAAGACGAAGGGCACCUGGCUGCAGGCAGGUGUGGUCAGCUGGGGUGAAGGCUGUGCUGCGACCGAUAAGCCAGGCAUCUACACCCGUGUCACCUCCUACUUGGACUGGAUCUACCAGUACGUCCCCAAGAAGCCCUGAGCCCGGUCCUGGGGGCUGUCACCUGGGUUGGCGGAGAAGUCAGGCCCCUGCUGUCCCCAUAUCACUACUUCCUGCUGGGGUGGUGCCCUACCUACACAUGCCCUUGCCCCCUGCACUGACCCACCUGCCCUGAGCCUCUCCCUGCCUGGGCCAGGGUGCAGGCAGGGAUUACGAAUCCUCAUUAAAGUGCAUCGUGAGCAGA
Messenger RNA from Vicugna pacos (alpaca), 793 nucleotides. NCBI's taxonomy places the organism in Eukaryota, Metazoa, Chordata, Mammalia, Artiodactyla, Camelidae. The record is from RefSeq and is a predicted model, not a curated record.